Messenger RNA from Lytechinus variegatus (green sea urchin), 3778 nucleotides. RefSeq lists its product as uncharacterized. Gene Ontology annotation, molecular function: transmembrane transporter activity. The transcript is spliced from 8 exons. Lineage: Eukaryota; Metazoa; Echinodermata; Echinoidea; Temnopleuroida; Toxopneustidae. The record is from RefSeq and is a predicted model, not a curated record. Bases 897 to 3080 code for a protein of 727 amino acids. Gene Ontology annotation, biological process: transmembrane transport. Gene Ontology annotation, cellular component: membrane.
AAGGAGUGGCCUGUGGUGUUACACAUGCCUUCUUGAUGCAAGCAACUGAACGUGCUUGAAUUAUUUAACAUUCAUUUGAAAUUUUGAAAUCCUUUGAGCUCAAAGCCAAAAACUCUGCGCCAUCGCAAGUCUGUGGAAGAAUACUAGAAAAUUAUUUUGUAUGAACAGAUGGAGUAACAUAUCAUAGAGGACUCACUGCGAUGUCAACGGAAUUCAUGAAUGAAGAGUGAAAAGGAGUGGUAUUCGUUACACAAGGUUUGAUUAUGAUAAAGACCAACUCCGCGUUACCUUGUACGAAUGGCAUUGCAAUGUUUGAUCAUUUUGACGAGUCCCAUUACUAUAGUGGGUUUUUUUCUAACUGUGAUUUUCUUUCUCAUCUUGAAUGACUUUGGAGAAGAGUGAUAAAUUAUUCAGGAAAAGCGACAACACUUUGAUGAAGUAAACGAACCUACAGGCCACGGUGAUGCAUUCUGUAAAACAGUGAUGACGUUAGGUAUUUCUGCAUUCAGCCUGAUUUGCAAUGCCGGUUCACAUCGAAAAUUUUAUUUAUUCAUGAAAAGCUGAUUCAAGCGGCAGAUCAAGAAUACUUUGAAUGGAGAGGAAUUUGGAGUAUAAUUUCAAGCCAACAUUUUGUUCGUCACUUAAACAAAACAAGUCUUUGGGACCUAAAUAUCAAACACGGUUUGUAUAUGCUAUACAGGCAUUGAGAGGGCUUUAUUCCCGCUACUCUUAAUAUGCAAUAGAAAUGGGAGAAGACAGCGUCAGUCAUGCACUUGCCAGUUUCACACAAGAGUUACGUUAUACUUUGAAAACAAACUCGAGACAAACUGUUCGCUUUCGGUGAAUAACACGAAAUAAUUAUUGUCUAAAAAAAAUCCGUCCAAUUCUUCAGAGAUAUGGAUUUCAGUUCUGUAUUUGGUUCGAUCCAAUCGACGGUCGAGACCAAGAUCGGUGAUGUCGAGGGUAGUGUUGAAAGUGGCAUGGAUGAUGAACUAUCCGGCAUAGGACAGGAUGUACCAUCUUCUUGCUCUGACGUCGUCGGCGGCAUCGAAGGCAUGCUGGAAGGGAACGCGACGUCAGGUGACGGGACGUCCAUCCCUAAGAAUGCCAUGAUGGAUAUCGCCUGCAUCAUCUUCGGGGACUUCGCAGCGACACUCGUUGCCUGCGCGAUCGUAACCAACCUCUCCAUUUUCGGGGAGCAGUUCUUGCACUAUGACAGCGACGAAAUUGAGAAAACCAACCUGAUCAUCACUGGGGUCGAAGCCGGGUUCUACCUCUUGACGGGGUGCUUCACGGAUUGGUUCGGGGGUUACUCAGAAGCGCUAAAAAUAUACGGACGAAUCUGCUUCAUUGGGACGUGCAUCUUACCUUUAUUGACGUUCAACUGGUCUGUCAUUGGUCCUACAUAUGGAAUAUCUGUUUCUAUUCGUCGAAUAUUCUUCUACACCGCCCGGAUCGUGGCAGCAUUAGGGGUCUGUGGCAUCCAAGUAACGUCACCUCCGUAUGCGGCUAGACAGGUGGAACCUUAUGGAAGUCAGAGCGUCCAAAGUUGUUUCCAUUACAUUUACCUAGCGAUACAGUGUGCGCCCCUUCUAGCUUUGACGGGAAUAUCCUUUGUGCAAACCACUGUCUCUUUCUUCUGUGGAUAUCUGUCGACUGUCGGCUUCAUAAUUCUCACCAUGGUAUUCUUCAAGUUUGUGAAAUUUGAAAAAACUCGUCAGAGCACCCCUGACAAAGGGGAGUCAAUUAAAUCCAUUAUUACAUGUGCAAUGAAUGAAAUGAAGAGUAAGCUGUUAUCGUGCGCCAGUUAUUGUCCCUGCAGUUGCUGCACCAGCCUCAGCUCUUCUGAUGCUUCUGGUGAUGAGGAAAGCGCGCUGCUUCUUUGUGACUGUCUUCCAGAUGCGACCUUGACUAACAAUAACAAUAUGAUCACAUCGAAUGCAGUGCCAAAGCAAUCUGCAACAACCAGCUAUGGCUCAGUGUCGGACAGUCCAUCUUCGAGUAAUUCCUCAACCAAUGCAACAAGCAACGGAAGUAGGCCUACUCAACCGACCAUACCAUCAUCAAAGUCAUCUACGGCACCUGACACGUCAGGGGAUGCGUCGAAGGGUGUCUCAGCUACCAACAGUUCGGCAACAUCACCAACGUGCAGCGGAAGUUCUGAACUAGCGGAAGCGAUUAAAAGCUGUUCCGAGUCAGAGCGACAUUGUUUAUGGGUGGGCUACGCCAUGUUGCUUCUUUCCUGCCAAAUACCAUAUAGCUUGGUACAUUACCAGUUAUCCACAACCUAUGUGGAUCAGGCGAUGAGGAUGAAAGCGUCAAUUCUUGGUCAGCAUAUAAGUCCAACUCUCCUCGGAGAUCUGUUACCUCUGAUUGUCAUCAUCAUCACCCUACUUGUUAAUGUCUACGUCUAUCCCUUCAUUGAAACCAGAUUCAAAACCCUAACGGCUGCAAACAGAAUUGCACUCGGCAUCGUCUUGGCGACGCUGUCCGUUCUCUGUGCCGCCAUCGCUGAGACGGCUCGGAAGUUGUUUAUCGACCGAGGCGAUUCCUUUGUCCAGGAGAUCGACAACCAAUCCAUUGUCGCUUCCGAUCUCACACUCGGUGCACUCAUUCCUCAGUAUGUCUUAAUGGGCGCAGCAGAUGUGUUUGUAUUCAUCACAAGUUUAGAGUUCGCAUUUCGGCAGUCCCCUUGUACGAUGCAGGCAAUAGCAACCGGGAUCUUCCUUUUCUACGAAGCAAUUGGUCGACUUUUAGCCAUGCUGCUUGUGCCUCUUAUAAAUACUAUCACCGCAGCUGACCCUUGGUUACCAAGCGAGAUCAACGAUGGUCAUCUGAAUUACUAUUUCCUCGUCUUGACCGCUAUCAGCUUGACCAAUCUGAUCGUCUACUUGUUGGUGGAGAAAGGUUACGAAGAAGUUGAUCAAUACCUGUGUCCUGACGAGGAGACCUAUGGCGGUGGAAGCACCACCAGCUGUUCGACCAACCCUGCAACAAAGACAGCUGACACACCCACUUCACCAACAGAAGUUCAGAAGAUAUCUUCUCAAGCGGUGACAGCUCUGACGUCAUCAGUGUAAUAUUGUUUUCGACACUCCAAGAACAUCCCGCAUCCGAAACAAUCGUUGACCACAGCCUCGGAAAGGCCCAACACCCUGACCUUAUAAACAAGAAAAAAAAAGAAUUUUCCGCCAAUCAUAUUUUGUGAUCUUUUGUGAUUAGUGAGCUUUGAACCCACGACCUUGGACUUGUGAAUGGUACACCACGCUGAUGAGCUACUCGAAGGAUUACAAAUAACUCCAGAUGUUUAGUGUUCAUGAAAACUCGUGACCGAAUAAAAAAUAUUCUUACGUUAUUCUCGUAAAAGAUAUGUCCCAAAAUAUGGGGAAAUCUCCGCCGGGACGGGAGGAGCGAUUACGUCAUACACUAUCCAACCUCUAUAACGCAAGUUCCUUCGUUGGUUGUUCGUCUCCGCCAGAAAAUACAUCCCUCCUCCUUUUUUCGCUCCUACCUUCUUUGAACCCCGCAACGUACGCAUUGAUAUCCAUUGAAGCGAAUCUGAAUCUGGAUUUAUUCAUAGAUCUUUUUUUUAAUUCGUGUUCUUUUACUCGAAAUCAUCAAGAACCACAAUAUUAACAAUUGGCAUGAUAAAAAUUUAAAAUCCCAUUACAUAAAACGAAUAUUAAGCCCAGAUGAUAUACAUCAUUAAAGCAUCAUCAUCAUCAUCCUCUCCAUCGCCUUCAUCUUCACCAUUUCACCAUCAUCUUCAUCCUUAUCA